CUUGUGCUUCUCCUUACUUUCCUAAUGGCUGCAACCCAUCUCUCGAAAUGUUCAUUUGUCUUAGCCUUGGCCCUGUUCUUGGCAGCCAUUGCCUCGGCGGAAUACUACAACCCCACUGCUACUAAUUCAGAGGAAGCUGGUGCUGUAGUUAAGCCUCAAGACAAACCAGAUUACCACAAUGGAUAUGUUUCCACGCCGGCGAUGGAGAAGCUGAAGUCGAGGAUGCACCAGUACGAGCAUGGCUGGAAGCAAGAGGAUGCUGACAGCCACCGACCCGAAUCAGGAAAUGGGUAUGGUUCGAAAUCAGAGAAGCCAUUGGUGCCGGAAGCAGUGAAGCCAAAGGUUAGCUCCGAGAAGAGGUCGUCGAACUAUGGGGCAAAACCGGAAGAUUGGUUCCCGAUCGGCAUUGAAGGAGUUGUUGCGUGCAAAUCAGGAUCUGACUACCGUCCCCUUCAAGGCGCUGUGGUGAGAAUAACUUGCUCGGGCGAGGAGGAAGAGCACAAGGUGUCGUGCUCGACCGACGAGAAGGGAUAUUUCUACAAGACGAUGCCGGCUUAUGGUGGCAAACCAGAGCUGUGCAAGGCAUUCCUGGAGAAAUCGGGGUCUGAGAAGUGCAGUGAGCCUACAGAUGUGAACAAGGGCAUCAAUGGCGCCGCCCUCUCUUCGUACAAAAUUCUCCAUGACAAGCGCAUCAAGCUCUACCCUGUCGGCCCUUUCUUCUACUCCAUGAAGACGACGACGGCGGCAACGACUCAUGAUGCUUAUGAUCACCCUGCUACUGCUAUAUCUACUGCCAAACCUUACACCAAAUCUCCUGCAGGCUACUGAUUGUACACCAGAUUUUUCAUUUUGCCAUUUUUUACUAAUCUACUUAUCUAUCUCUUUGGCUUUUUGUUAUUGCAUUUCAUUAGUUCAUCAUUGAUUCAAAGAAUCAUUCCUUUGUUUGUUACUCCAAAAUCCCAAAUUUGUAUGACUGCUUCCCUACGAGAAUAUCUUAUAAAAUCAGUAUGAUUGUUGUUGUAUUAAAUUUUGUUUACUAUGUGACACGAGUAUAGAUCAUAUCGAGGUAUUGACAAUCCACCUUGAUUCAUUUUUUAUUUGUUUUGUUUGUUUUGUUUUCUAAAGAACCAUUGGAAUCGAAUCGAAAAUUUAUCUUAAAACGAUAUAUUAAAGGGGUUUUAGAAAACGAUUUCCCCACGUCAUUUUUUUUAUAGUUUCACACGUAAUUCUCGACAUUUAUAAUAGCAAACCAUGAUAACUGGUCCGUUAAUACAAUAUUAGUCCAGUCUUUAAUAUUAAGAUAUCUUAUAUUAUUGGAGAGCAUAAAUCAUUAAGUCUCAUGAGUUUAGUCCACACCAAAUCACAUCGUUGCACACCCCUAGCUCUAAUGCAGCCAGGGUUCUAAUAAUAGAAUGUUUUCACACGUGGAAGAUAAACAUUGGUGGAUCAGACACAUCCAUAAUAUAUAAAAUAAUGCAUUUUAUUUAAAUUGGUCCUAUUUCAAUUAAUUAAUGACGCACUAAUGCCGUGAGCUAGCUUAGUUGGACCAAUAGUUGAUUGUGCUCUAGGGAGUAGUUUACAUUCUUUCAAGAUACGAUUCUCCAUAUCAAAGAAAAAAGUAUCACAUGAAUCAUGAUUCCUAAUGAGGCAUUAGUAAUAUUGUAUAUGUAUUUGCGGAUCCUGAAAUUUUAUUAAGGGUCCUCAAUUGUAACUAAAAUAUCUAAGGAUUGUCAAACGUGAAAUAUGCUCGAAUUCAAAUACUACUAUCACGGAAAAUAAAAGUUUACGUAAGUUUUUUUUUUUUUUACAAAAUUUUGAUUUCAGGGUUUUGUCAAUUGACAAUUCAGUUUUGCACUCGAAUCCACCCCUGUGCAUCCUUGAACAACUCAAGUUAUUGCGAUAAUUUUUUUCUCGAUAUAAUAUGGUAUCAAUCUUUGACCUAUUAGAGAUCUCGUAUAUAAUUUGAUUUGAACAUUAAGAUACGAUGGGUGAAUCACAUUACACAUACACAAACUAUCAAUUGUUUUCUUCUUCUUGGCAACUCAAGUUAUUUGAAAGUAAUUAAUUUGAAAAUAUUAGAUUAAUUAAUCAAAGUAUUAAACCACGAGUUUCCACAUAUUAGACCUUCUUUUAGAGAGAUUAAGUCGGGUCCCUAAAGCAAUUGAUUUCAGGGACUAAAAAGGAUAAUUAGUC
This is a messenger RNA of Linum trigynum, 2193 nucleotides long. Lineage: Eukaryota; Viridiplantae; Streptophyta; Magnoliopsida; Malpighiales; Linaceae. The record is from the annotation of a GenBank genome assembly.